AACCGAGAAAGAGCAGCCCCGUUCUUCUGCUGCUGCUGCUGCUGUUGCUGUUGCUGUUGCUGUUGCUGCUUUGUAAUGCUCUCCCGGAGUCGCUAGGACAAGGCCCUCCUGCGAGCGGUUUAGGAGAAAACCCAACCUUACUUUUUCCACAUUUCGACAGCUCAAAAGACUUCCUUUGUCUCUCUUUCUCUCGCUUCUCCCGUCGCCAGACAAGUCAUCUCCAAGCCUACGGGCUACGGGCCUACACCUACGCUGCUUUCUCUGUGUCUGUGUGUGUGUGCGCGCGUGUGUCUGUCUCGGUUCGUCUCCUCUUCACCUGGCUGACAGUAAGAAACCUGAGAGAGAACAGCUCUGUUUGAAUGCUGGCAUGGAAGGAAGAGACAUCUUUGUGCAAUCGGGCCGCACUGAAACUGGCCCUGGCGGCGGUGUCCAAGGGGAAGCUGUGAAGGACUCGCUGUCAACAUCGCCAUCUCCAAGCCCAUCUCCGACUCCGUCGCCACCAGAUGCGCCGGUUAUGGGCAGUGUUGUUGGUAGGAUGGCGGUGGGAUCGGGAGGUUUGGGUUCACAGGGUCCAGGCAUGGGGAUGGAAAUCGGGAUGGGAAUGGGGACGAUGGAAUGCGGCGUCGGCGUCGUUGGUGAAGAGGAUCUCUCGAGGAAGAAACGAGGAAGACCCAGGAAGUACGGUCCAGAAGGCAUGUCUCUGGCUCUGUCUCCCAACUGGUCCUCUUCACCGCUGUCCCCUGGUUCAGAUUUUGCUGCCAAACGGAGUAGAGGGCGGCCACCGGGCUCUGGUAAACGCCAGCUCCUCGCGGCUCUUGGGGAAUGGUUUGCGUACUCUGCUGGUGGCAAUUUUACCCCCCAUAUUGUUACCAUUGCUGCGGGAGAGGAUGUUGCAGCCAGGAUCUUUUCCUUCUCCCAAAAGGGUCCCAGGGCCAUAUGCAUUCUCUCAGCUAAUGGUGCCAUUUCCAAUGUUACUCUACGCCAACCAGGUUCUUCUGGUGGUACCUUAACAUACGAGGGUCGCUUUGAGAUAUUAUCAUUGUCAGGAUCCUUUGCAAUCACUGAUAAUAGUGGUGUUCGUAGUAGAACUGGAGGACUAAGUGUCUCCUUGGCCGGCCCGGAUGGUCGUGUUGUUGGUGGUGGGGUUGCUGGACAGUUGUUGGCUGCUAGUCCUAUUCAAGUUGUGGUUGGAAGCUUCAUGCCAAACACCUUAAAAGAACAUAAAAAGAAACCCAACCCCGAGCCUUCAGCAUUCUCCCCAGUCCCCACUAGCGCUGGUGUUUUAACCACCGCAAGGCCUAUUUCUCAAGCAAAUCCUGAUGAAGAGUGCGAGACUCCGACUUCAACAUUGCCAAGUCAAGACCGUGGCAGUGAGGUGGACAACAACAUGAGCAGCACUCCGAACCUGAAUUCCAGUUCUUUUCAGCCGGUUAGUUGGCAUGAGCUUCAGCUGUCAUCAGAGCAGAAGCCUUCUCCAGAUAUUAACAUUAGCUUGCCCGGAGAGUAGCAGGGGUGGGCAUGCGACAAGCGGUGUUGAACCUAACACUGUUAGGUUAUCUAACUGAUCGAGCUGAUUACUCUAGUAGGUGUUAGGCUAGGAGUAGUUGCACGCAAAGACGGACUGGGUAGGACUUACAUGAUAGGUGAUCGAGCAGUUGGAUGCUGAAUUCAUUUCCCUAUUAAUGAUAUUUACUUUUAUGGAGGAUGAUCUUUCAAGUUUAUGACCGUUGUUUAAUUGUUUGUUUAUGUUCGUCAUUGGCUAAGAGGGAUCAGUGUUGUGUCCCCUGAUCUCCUUGUUUGGAUGGUGGCUGGGCGCUACAUAUAUAUGCACUUGAUAGAACCCGUGAAAUACUGUUUAUGAUGAAAAUCUACUUGAUGUUGUUAACA
Molecule: messenger RNA, 1887 nt
Organism: Dioscorea cayenensis subsp. rotundata (Guinea yam)
Lineage: Eukaryota; Viridiplantae; Streptophyta; Magnoliopsida; Dioscoreales; Dioscoreaceae
Product: AT-hook motif nuclear-localized protein 7-like
Exons: 5
Coding region: 368-1507 (379 amino acids)
Molecular function (GO): minor groove of adenine-thymine-rich DNA binding
Source: RefSeq, a predicted model, not a curated record